Magallana angulata is the source of this 4331-nucleotide messenger RNA. RefSeq lists its product as uncharacterized. The coding region runs from base 521 to 2248 and encodes 575 amino acids. Gene Ontology annotation, molecular function: ubiquitin protein ligase activity; translation repressor activity; zinc ion binding. The transcript has 5 exons. The record is from RefSeq and is a predicted model, not a curated record. Gene Ontology annotation, biological process: negative regulation of translation; protein polyubiquitination; proteasome-mediated ubiquitin-dependent protein catabolic process. NCBI's taxonomy places the organism in Eukaryota, Metazoa, Mollusca, Bivalvia, Ostreida, Ostreidae.
AACGUGGAAAAAUACCAAUUAUUUGCAGUUUCCUUACAUUUUCUUGGCAGAGGAUGCACAUAUUAAAAUGAAAUUUAAUAAAAAGUGAGACAGAAACAGUGUGCAUCCCUAACUAUAGUUGAUACAAAUAAAAUGAAGUGAAUAGAAAAUGAGAUCUACUUGAGGUUCUUCCACAUAAAGAAGUUACUUUGCGUAAUUUACAUUGUGGACUAUUAGAGUGCAUCAUUUAGAAAACGAGAGUUUUUUUCGUCAAAGACGAGAAUCGAAGAUGGGACUUGAUGUAAACUUAAUACAUUUUUGAGAUUUUUCCUGUCGUCACUUCCGGUACCGAUUUAUCGGCCAUUUUGUACAUUUUUACGACCAACUUUGUGCAGAGCUGAUCUCAGAAACUGUCAGAGAUAUGACUAUGAAAUUUUCAGGAUAGGUAGUCUAUAGUUUGAAGUUGUGCACUAUUAUGUUGUUUUACGCCAGUGGCGCCAUUUCUUGGAGCUCGCCUGUGCACGAAAAUUGAGUUUGAAAUAUGGCUACUGGCUUUGGAAUUUCACAAUUCCAUCUAAAUUGUGACCAAUGUGAAGAACGCUGUGACUUCCACUGUAACAUCUGCGGUCUUAAACUAUGUGAUUCCUGCAAGGACAAACACAGUGUGGACCAAGUGACAUCACACCACAAGGUCACCCAAUUUUCAGACCAGGAAAUUUUUAAAUUCCUAAAUGAGAAGUGUCAAUUACACACUGACGAAAACCUGUGUAAAUUAUGUUCGAACUGCGAGACUUUUGUCUGUAAGAAAUGCACUGUAAAGCCAUUUCACAAGGACCAUUUAUUCCUUGAUAUGAGAGAAUUGUAUGAAUGUUAUUCUGAAACACGUAGAAGCGAAAUAUCGAAAAUUCGGGAACAUUUAAUACCAACGUCUAACAAUAUUGUUCGUAAUGUCGGAGAAGAUGUUACAAAUAUAAAAGAUAUGUUUAAAAACAUUAGAAGGGGUUUGAAAUCCAAAGCUGAUUCUCUUAAAACUUUUGUCGAUGAUGUAGUUUCUGGUGAAAUUGACAAACUUGGAAAAAUCGAAAAAGAUAUUAUCGAAAAUCUUAACAAUGAAGAAGAUACUUUAACAGAUUUUAUAUCAUAUCUAACUAAUCUCAGACAAACAUAUGAAUCGAAACUUCUGAAUACAGAUAAAAAUGACAUCAUAGUCAGUCAAAGGGAAAAUACGACAAUAAAAACCAUUCCUAUUCCUGAAACUCACACUCCUGAUACUUAUGAGUACGAACCAAGAAGAGCCACUAUUGAUGAAGUGUCCAAAUUGUUCGGUAGUGUCAGGCUUAAAGCAAACGGUGCAAAACGGAUUGUGGAUAUUGAUGAUAAAUUGACAUUAGAUACAAGGCAGAAGAUACCAGAUAAAACAAAAAUAAAACCAGAAAUGGUUUUAAGAAGGUCAGCAGCCGUUAAAAAGUUGAAGGAAAUAAAUGUAAACGGAGUCCAUGAUGGGUGCCACAUUUCAUUUGACAUCGACAGAUUAUGGGUGAGUGACACUAGAUGCGUUAUCGUCCAAGCCGAAUUACAUGGUAAACUCUUACAGAAGAUCAAUGCUGCUGGGGGUGAAGGAUAUCAUUCGACAAACAAGGCUAGAGAUCUGCUUUUCGCGGACAAAGAAAGGAGGGUCAUCAGUAAAAUUACGAUUGAAAAAGAAGUGACAGAGUUCAUUAGUACAGAAGAUUGGGUUCCGAAAUGUGUGUUCUGCUCUAAGAUAACUAAGGACAUUUUCGUGGGUACGGUCAAAGAGACACAAGGGUCUAAAAUUAAGAGUAAAAUUAAAAGAUACGACAAUGAUGGAUUAAUGAUACGGGAAUACAAUAAGAAUAUGACCAAGAAACGUCUGUAUGAAUUCCCAACGUACAUUUGCGAAAACAAGAACGAAGAUGUUUGCACCUCUGACCACAGAAAGAAAGCUGUCGUAGUUGUAUCAAAAUCAGGAAGACACAAAUUUUCCUAUCAAGGGUCGAGUCAAAUGACAUUUUCUCCAAAUGGAAUCUGCACUGAUGACUUAGGACACCUUCUAAUAUGUGACGGGGCAUCCAAUACUGUUCACAUUGUCGAUGAGAAUGGAAGUUUUAUUGCCUUAUUAAUAAACGAGGAAUUUGGUCUAAAGAAUCCAUGUGGACUUUGUCUAGAUGAAGAAAAUAACCUCUUAGUCGGACAAUGGGACAAAAAAACAAUAUCCGUCUUUAAGUAUUUGGAUUACUGUUCUCAAUAGAAUGUGGUACAUCUUUUGCAAAUCCGUGAACUAGUGUGGUGAUGCCUUCUUAUAUAAGUAUCCUUAAUUCUUAUUGUCAUAAUGAUAUAAACAAUGAAUGUUUUUACUUCUUUUCAAAUGGCUCUUGCAAACUGUGUAUUCAAUCAAAAAUAAACAUAAGUUGUCGGAAGAAGAACCUACGAUAGAGUUUCGUAAAUGUUUCCAUUAUAGUCAUUCACGAAUAUCGCAUAUUCAAUCCCUGUAUUCAUGUUAAUUUUGAAAUUUAAAUCUACCGGCGUGUUGUACUAAGUAUUGAGCCCCUUUUAUAACAGGAUGAUUUUGUAGCUAUAUCAUAUAUUAAGCGUUGCAGUUCUCAAGAAUAUCUUAAUCAAUUGUUCAUUAAUAUAUAAACUUACAUCAGACUUUAAACACAUGUGGGACCCAAUAUUUGUUUAGGGUCCACAGCCUAAACAAUUUUGAAUCAACAAUGUCAAAGCCUGCAUGUAAGUAAUACUAUACAUUAUAACACUUUUUGAAAAUAAUUUACUUUAUCCCAAUGAAAAAUUUACCCCCACCAAUGUAGCCCCAUCAAAUCCCAAGGGAUCAUAAAUUGAACAACCUUCAAGUCAAUUUCAAACACUUCCUAAGAAUGUUUCCACACAAGUUACAGCUUUUUUGAUUUUUGUUUUUGAGAAAAGGAUUUUAAAAGAUUUUUCUCUUUACAUUCUUAUGUAAAUAAUCGACCCCCUCCCCUUUGUUGCCCAAUCCUAUCCUUGGCGAUCAUGGCUUGAACAAACUUCAAUAUCUAUCCUAUCUGUAAAUGUAAUUCCUGAGAAAAUGCACAUCGUUUCACUUGCAGGCGUUCAAAAUACGAACGGUCCUUUAUAACCAUUGCAAACUGAUUUUGAUUAUUCAAAGCAAUUUGGUUUUUAACUUGAUUUCGGAGCAAUGUUUUUUUUAUGUUGGAAUGUAAUAGUCUUAUCUUAGACUAAUUUUAGUCUAACACUUUCCUGAUGUUGCCCUUUUUUCUUUAUAGGGCACCAUAAUAAAGUAUAUCUUAUUUUGCUGUUUCUUUUUGCAUUCUUUUUAUGCCCUCCUUCGAAGAAGGGAUGACAUAUUGCUUCGCUGCUGUCUCUCGGUCGAUCGGUCCACCAACAGUUUCCGUUCAUUUUCUUUGCAUAGGAUGCACCUAUUGAAAUGGAAUUUGGUAUACAGAAUCAUCAUAAUAAUAUCAAACUUUGGGUAUGAUCGAGCAAUUUUCGACAGAGUUAUGCACCUUGAACGUGGAAAAAUACCAAUUAUUUGCAGUUUCCUUUCAUUUUCUUGGCAGAGGAUGCACAUAUUAAAAUGAAAUUUAAUAAAAAGGUUUGUCAUAAUAAUAUCUAGGCCAAGUUUAAUUUUGGGUACGCUCAUAUUUUGACAGAGUUAUGUGCCUUGGACUUAAAAAAAUCCCAUUUAUUUGUAGUUUCCGUUUAUUUUCUUCGCAGAUGGAGGGGGCAUUAGUUUUUAAACAAAAAUUUCUCUUGUUUUUAUUUAUGUCCAAUACCCUUGUAGUGUUUAUUUCAUUUAGUGUUCAAUUUAGUGUUCAUUUCACGUAUUUAGUGUUCAUUUCAUUACUUAUUUUUCCACGUUAUAGAUUUUGCUUUGAGCACCUUGGUCUUCAUUGUGCUGAUCUUGGGACUCUUCAUUGAUGGUCUGAUGAUCUGUCAAUUUAAUGUCUUAGCAAUGUUCGUUGAUUGUUAAAAUAAUAUUGACUGAAUUAUGUUUUGACCAUUUAUAGUGGUUUAGUUAAAGAUCUUUCUAACUGCAAACAGAUGCAGCAAAAGGCAAAGAGAUCAUUUAUGUAAAGUUGUCAAAAAGUUUUAUUUCCUUUUUCAUCACGUAUUACGUGACUCUGCAUUCAAUGAUAUCCCCUAUAUUUCAAUAUGAGAAUUUUAUAUAAUGUUUUCUUUUUUUAUUUGUCUGAAGUGAGACAGAAACAGUGUGCAUCCCUAACUAUAGUUGAUACAAAUAAAAUUCUUGGGGGUAGUUUUACGGGGUUACCCUUUUUUCAAUGUGGUGAUACUUCCUUUUUCUUCGAGAUCUAACCCAAGAAUUCAUAGAA